ACAAACAAGUGCCAGUAUUAUCGAUCGGGGUAAAGCAAAACUGCUGGUGAAUCUGCUCCCCACGCCAUUCGAACAUUUACGUGCUUCAUAUCUUCCUAUUUAUAUGUAUGAAUGGUUAUUACAUAUUCACGCGAUACAGUGCCACAACGCCGGUGAUGUGUUGUUUUCUCACGCGUCAGAGUGAAGAGCCAGUGAUAUGAGCAAUUAAAUUGCAUUUUAUAUACACCGGCUUGUGAUUCUCCGACAGUCGAACCGAUGGUGACUUGUAUUUUAGAAUUACGGAAGCUUGAGUCAUUUGCAUCUAAAUGUCUUAUCUAGUUAGAUAACAAUGUGGUGGUACCAAAAAGUCUGCCACAAAUCGAUAGAAGAGUGAAAUAAUGAAAUCUAAAUAAAUGUAAUGGAACUAUUCUUCGAGUGUCUCCAAAACGGUGAAAUUAUGAGCUCACAUUCGAACACCUGUCGCCCAACAUCGGCUGUGCCAGCCAGUGUCCGUUCCUCGAUACCCUAAUUUGGCUUUCGCAUUGGCUCUGUGAGUGCGGUGUGAGUUGAAUAAUUAAGGAUACGAUUAAACAUUCCGCGAAUUCGCCACUGAUUCGCAGGUUCGAUAGCCCGUUGUGCGCGCCAAUGUUGACCCAAACAGGGAAAGCAGACAAUUGAACUGCAUAAACGUUUAGUGCCGUACCAGAAAAGCUGGUCACAACCGUGGAAGAAGAAAGUGGACUCGCGCUGAUUUCAACGACCGACACGCAACGAUGGACGAUGGUUGGCCCUCUGCUGCCUGCCUGCCUGCCUUUAGAGCGGCCAAAUGGUGACCGGUAAUGGCGAUCCAAGUGGAAACGCGAACUUCAGUUUAGUAACUGCGAUUCUAGGCAUCGAAGCGCGUAUGCGACAUCUCCAGCAGUACUAUAGUGCUGGUGGAAAGUGAACACUAGGGACAGUGCAAGUGAUUUCGGCGGAUCUCCGGAAAUAGUGAACCCAAUUAAAAUAGUGUGAUAUAAUAUGUGAUACCAGCUAUGGUGAUGGUGUGAACUGAGGUUGUGAAGAGGAAACUGUGCUGCAUAGAAGAAAGUCUUAUCACCAUUGCCGCGACUGAUACGUAGACUGGUGGCAUAUGUGCGAAAUGUUUUGCUGAUAAGUAAUAUACAUUGUUGAAGAGAUGAUUGCUAAAGUUGGAUUUAACACAUAUAGAAGACUGAUAUUUUUUAUCGCUGCGUUACAAGUAGCGAACGUCGUCCGCGUUACCUAUGCCAUACCGGUUACAAUACGGCAGCCGCGAAGCGAUUUCACCGUUGGCGCCUGCACGUGGGUAAUCGAACGACCGUGCCCCGAUGAAGACAUUAAGUUCUAUCUGUUCACGCGCUCUAAUCCGGACGAUCGACAGUACGUUCACAUCGAUGAAACGUUGGAAAAAUCGAAUCUCAGCUCGUCCUACUUCAACCCAUCGCUACCGACGAAGGUAAUCAUCCAUGGGUACAAUGCGGACAUGUUUCUCGCACCGCUGAUUAGUAUGAAAGGAGAAUAUCUCAACCGAGGUAGCUUUAACCUAUUCUACGUAGAUUGGAGCGUACUUGGUCCCGGUCCAUGCUAUCCUUCGGCAGUACAUAACACCAAACACGUUGGGACCUGUAUUGGACAGUUAGUUCAACGGAUGCUGGACACCGGAACGGACAACAUCCACUUAGUUGGGUUUUCAUUGGGUGCCCAAGUGACCAACUAUGCAGCCGUAAAACUGCGACCGUUCAAACUGAAACGGAUAAGUGGGCUUGAUCCAGCGAUGCCUUUGUUUAUCACUGCCGACAAUGAUGAUAAGCUCGAUAAGUCGGAUGCAGAUUUCGUAGACGUCAUUCACACGAAUGCUCUUGUUCAGGGAAAAGUCGAACGCUGUGGACAUGUGGAUUUCUACAUGAAUGGAGGAAUCAUUCAACCUGGGUGCUGGGCAGGAGGGCAAAAUCCAAUGGCUUGCAGUCACCACAGGGCACCAGAUUACUUUUCGGAAUCGAUCCGAAGUCUCACCGGUUUCUGGGGCUGGAAAUGUGAAAGCUACAUCUACUACUUGCUAGGAUUCUGUCCGCACAACAACUACCAGGUUAUGGCCGGCGAAGAUUGCGUUCCAGGAACCGAAGGAAUGUUUAUGAUUACAACGAAUUCUGAUUCGCCAUUUGCAAUUGGUCGGUGGACCGAUGCCACUGGUUUGCUUAAGACAAAUAACAAAUUUGCUCUCAAACGAGAUCCAUUCACCAGUGAUAUCGAUCAAUGGGGUAAAUUGGAAGGAAAUUUCAACAAUGUGGAACACUUCCCCACACCGUAUUCUCAGGAUCCGAAUGGAGACGACUGGCCGUACUUUAAUCACAUUGGCACGAAUAAACUUACCAAAGAUUAUAUUAAGAAAAUUUUGGAACAGGAUAAAGACAUUUACGAGGAUACCACCGAAGAAAGUGCUGCAAUGAAUCUUCGGAAGCACGUUGUAAUGAGUAACAACAUCAAUCAAAAUUCAGGACUGAAUGACUUGAGAAGGCGACUUCAACUGAAAGAAGCCAGUGUGAUGGAACGGUACACGGUGCCAAUGUACAAUCCUCAUUAGAAGCGUUUUUAAAUUGUUGAAAUA
Molecule: messenger RNA, 2605 nt
Organism: Ochlerotatus camptorhynchus
Lineage: Eukaryota; Metazoa; Arthropoda; Insecta; Diptera; Culicidae
Product: phospholipase A1 member A-like
Exons: 5
Coding region: 1157-2581 (474 amino acids)
Biological process (GO): lipid catabolic process
Molecular function (GO): lipase activity
Source: RefSeq, a predicted model, not a curated record